UGGCAAGUACGAGCUUGAGAGAGAAAGUCAAAAUGGCGGAACAACCGCUUCCCUUCUCUUUCCGUGUAGUCAGCCAUCAUGCCUCCGAAGAAGGACACGAAGGGGUCUUCUAAACAACCCCAGAAGACCCAAAAGAAGAAAGAGGGAGGAUCUGGAGGCAAGGCGAAGAAGAAGAAGUGGUCCAAAGGAAAAGUACGUGAUAAGUUAAACAACCAGGUGUUGUUUGACAAGGGUACCUAUGACAAAUUAUUGAAAGAAGUGCCGCAAUACAAAUUGAUCACCCCAUCGAUAGUCAGUGAACGUUUGAAGAUCCGAGGAUCACUGGCUAGGAGAGCGCUGAUUGAGUUGCAACAGAAAGGACUCAUCAAACAAGUCGUACAACACCAUGCCCAGCUGAUUUACACUCGUACGACAAAGGGUGAUGACCCCCCCACAUAAACGCUAAAUUUAUACUACGUACGAAUCAGUUUAAUUAAUAAAAAAGAUAUAAAAGCAAGUAUAUGCAAUGA
Orussus abietinus is the source of this 509-nucleotide messenger RNA. It is a transcript of the gene RpS25, whose product is annotated as 40S ribosomal protein S25. Bases 79 to 438 code for a protein of 119 amino acids. The record is from RefSeq and is a predicted model, not a curated record. The transcript is spliced from 3 exons. Gene Ontology annotation, molecular function: structural constituent of ribosome. Gene Ontology annotation, cellular component: cytosolic small ribosomal subunit. Lineage: Eukaryota; Metazoa; Arthropoda; Insecta; Hymenoptera; Orussidae.